AUGACCCCUCCCACCCCUCACACAAAUUCUUCUCCCCCCUUCCGUCUGGCAGAAGAACCUCCUGACAACGUAUCCAUCAGCUUUGUAAAACACACUGGCCCACUGCUUGAAGGACAUCAGUACAACCUCCAGUGCCGUGUCCAGAACGUUGCUCCUAUCCAGAACCUCGCCGUGACCUUCUACAAAGGAGACACCAUCCUGGACUCGGUAGAGCCCAACAGGACCUCUGGGAAUACAACGGUGACAGAGACGUUCACCAGCUUCAGCUUCAACUCCAGCAGAGGGGAUGAUGGGGUCCAGUACUGGUGUGAAGCCAAGCUGAACCUGGGACAACAAGGUCCACCUCCUGUAACGAUGUCAGAACGCCUAACAACAACUGUGUACUUCAAACCUAAGACGGGUCACGGGUCUUCGCCAGAUCCUAUUUCCAUCGCAGUAGGGGAACCUUUCCAGUUGAACUGCACAGCCCAUUCCAACCCCAGUCCAGCCUACAGUUGGACCGGUCCUGACAACACCACAGUCGGCAACGGCAGUGAUUUCUCCGUGCAGUCGGCUGGUUUUAAACACGAGGGCCUGUACGUUUGUGCAGCCCGCAACAGCCAGGGAAGCACAACUGUGACGUUCAACGUGGAUGUCCGUGUGAACUGGUACCAGCAGUAGGAGGGAGAGGAGAGGCAGUGGGUGCACCAAGAGGGAGAGUUGGAAGAGGAAGAGCAGGGAGAGGAAGAGCUGUGAGAGGAGGUGCAGCAGGAAGAGGAAGAGCUGUGAGAGGAGGUGCAGCUGGAAGAGGAAGAGCUGGCAGAGGAAGGGCUAGGAGGGGGAGAAGAGGAAGAGCUGUGUGAUUUGAUGCUGCAGCUGCAGCUGGACUUUGAUCUUCAUUUCUCCUGUGGAGAAUAUAUAUAUAUAUAUCAUUUGUAACACAU
Molecule: messenger RNA, 923 nt
Organism: Gadus chalcogrammus (walleye pollock)
Lineage: Eukaryota; Metazoa; Chordata; Actinopteri; Gadiformes; Gadidae
Product: vascular cell adhesion protein 1-like
Exons: 4
Coding region: 1-660 (219 amino acids)
Biological process (GO): cell adhesion
Molecular function (GO): integrin binding
Source: RefSeq, a predicted model, not a curated record